UAUUUUAUAAAAUAUACACAAUCUUAAAUCUACCCCCAGAGUCAUCCUUGACUAUACCAUGAUUCCUUGUUUAUUUUAUUUGAGUUAUAAUAUUAUGCUACUUAGACCCAAUGAUUACUCAACAUUCCUAGGAACCAGGUUUAAUUGCAAUAAAGAAAGUAGUAUUUGGGUGUAAUAAAACUUUUAAAAAACUCUAAAAUUCUAAUGUAGUUAAAACUGGGUGGAAAUACUGCCUUAGUUGCACUUUUUUCGGUCCUCCAAAACUAGGGUCCUGGAAAUGCGUUCCUGGGACGGCGGUUCUCCGGCUCGGUAGGUGGCGCUGUCACAAAAAAACUAGGGUCCUAGAAGUGCGGUCCUACAACUGCGGUCCUGAAAGUGCAGCCUCCGGUAUUGCAGACUGAUAAUAUUGCACGUACGUGUGAUUUAUGAAACAUUCGUAUGCCGCCAAUCCCAUCCUACGAAAGAUCGUACGUUGAUAAAUGUGGCGGAAGAAAACAAUCGACGUUUGAAUAUCACGCCCCUAAAAACACCCCGGUUUAGAAGCCUCACCCCUAGAGUUUACAACACGGAGAAACGUAACCCGGCCAAAAAGAUAUUGGCGUGGAGUGAUGGGGGACUGGAGUCUCUUGGGUAAUUUUCUGGAGGAGGUGCAGGAGCACUCCACAUCAGUGGGGAAGGUGUGGUUGACCGUGCUGUUCAUCUUCCGUAUCCUGGUGCUGGGCACAGCGGCAGAGUCAUCAUGGGGCGACGAGCGGUCUGACUUCAUGUGUGACACACUACAACCCGGUUGCACCAACGUCUGUUAUGACCGAGCUUUCCCCAUUGCCCAUAUCCGCUACUGGGUGCUGCAGAUCGUCUUCGUAUCAACACCGUCCCUCAUCUACAUGGGCCAUGCCAUGCACACCGUCCGCAUGGAGGAGAAGCGGAAACGGAAGGAGCAGGAGGAGAAAGGUGAGGAGGGCAAAGGAGAGAAGCAAUAUUUGGAACAGAAAGAGAAAGCCGAAGAUGCAAAGACAAAGAUCCACCUAAAGGGGGCGCUGCUGCAGACGUACGUCCUGAGUAUUGUACUCCGCUUGGUCAUGGAAGUGACCUUCAUUGUUAUCCAGUACAUGUUGUAUGGAAUCUUCCUGCAUGCUCUGUAUCCUUGUAACAUGUCACCUUGUCCCAACCGUGUGAAUUGUUACAUGUCCCGUCCAACUGAGAAGAACAUCUUUAUUGUGUUUAUGCUGGUGGUGGCGGCUGUUUCAUUGCUACUAAGUGUCCUAGAACUGUACUACCUUGGAUGGAAACAUUGCAAGCAAUGCCUUCGAAAAUACGCUGAUAAACAAGCCAAUGAUGUCAAAAGCAAAAACACCAAGGUUGGUUCUGUAGUCCAACACAGCAAGACAAGUAUUCCAAUGGAUCUGCCUGAGAUGGCUCAGCCGCAUCCCUCCCAAACCUGCACCCCACCCCCAGAUUUCAACCAGUGCCUAGCAUCAAGCCAAGGUCCAACAUCACCCCCGCAUCUUCAUCACCACCAUCUACAUCACAUCCACCAAACCUGCCAACCCUUCACCAACCGCCUGGCCCACCAGCAGAACUCCGUCAACAUGGCCACCGAGCGGCAUCAUCACAGCCACGAUGAUCUGGAGCCAACCGUGGACUUCCUGCAGAUGAGCUACGAGAGCCCUGAGGCUCGAGUACCGGGUGAGAUGACACCCAGCACCCCCUCCACACCAUCCUCCCAACCAGGCUGCUUCAGAGACAAGCGCCGGCUUAGCAAGACUAGUGGUACUAGUAGUAACCGAGUCAGACCAGGUGAUCUAGCCGUGUAGUUUGGGUUAAAGGACCGUCCCGGAGGAUAAGAAGCUGGGAGUGUGUACUAGCCUUAAGAUGAGAGAUAUGGAUGCGAGGGGUAUGCAAGCUUGUGUGUUUAUGAGUAUUCUUGUGUGUUGGUACUAUAUGGGAUAUUUCAUUUAUUUGGGAUAUGAAAGGCUUAAAUAACAGCAUGAAUCAGAAGAUAAUGGGAAUGUGUAAGUCAGAGAGAGAAUCUGUAUCAGAGCAUUUAAUAUGGUUUCAUUGAAACUGUUGUUGUAAGUGUAUGUAGAUUUUUAUAAGGUGGAUCAAAUAAUCCUGAAUAAAAGGGUGUUGAUAUAUUUAGAUGAAUGGAUGGAUGGAUGGAUGAAUGGAAGAUGGAAGGACUACUGAAAUAACUUUGCAACAUUUACAAGACAGUACUGGGUAGUUUUGCACACUGAUAAGGUUCAUAUUGUAAGAAUUGUUUUAUUUAUUUAAUUUUUUGUUUUUUGCAAUUCAAAACACUCCAAACAAACACUUUUUUUGAGCCAAAAAGCAAUAAAGCACUUAAACAUAUCUUAGUAAAGAUCAUUUAAAAAAAAGUAAGUAAUAAAUGAAAAGAAAAAAAAAAGUGUGAUGAUUUUAUUAAGGUUUAUGAAUUUUAUUAGCAAUAAAUGACUACAGAAUUUAUCUUAUUAUGCUACAAAUUUACUAAAAUACAUGUAAAAUAAAUAACAGAAUUCUAUGAGGUAUCCUAUGAUAUACUUUAUAUUUUGAUCAACCUACCAUUGAUGCAGAUAUGUGUGAAUUAUUAACGCACAACUUAUUUGUUACAGUAGUGAACCUAUAAUGAGAUAUCAAAACAGAGGAACACUCAAAUCAGUUUGAUAUUCAGUUGAUAUUAAAGAUUUGGCAAAGGCAAAACAACAACAAUAUAAAACAUACAUAGGCCAAUUGAAAGUGCCUUGAAAAGAGUAGAUCAAAAAGAAAAGAUGGCAAGAGCAAUCACAGCUUAAAAUAUCAUAAUUUGAUAAGGCAUACACAAUUGCAUUUAUAGUCUGAAAACAAUCUUUUUUAUUAUUAUUAAUGGUAAGCAGGGUUUGUAUUUAUCAAAGCAUGCACUUUCAUUGAUGUCUGCAAUAUGUCUCAUAAAGUGUCAAUGAAAUGAUCUGUUGGUGUUCCAUUCAGAAAGAUGAUUUACUGUCACUGACCUUUCGAAACAUUGUUUAGUCUUCUGAUGUAGUCAUCUCUAUUUCUUUAUAUGUAAUACUUAAUAUUGUAUUAGUGUAUGGAGUUUUGACAAUUAAAAUUUUUUUUAUGAGAAAUGUAUGACAAAUGAUUAGAGUUGGUCUAGGUAAUCCUUCUUUCACAGUUAAUGACAUCUGAGUUUUAUUUCACUUCAUUUUUCAUAUUUGAUUGCGGCCACACAGUGUCUCCUCUGAUCUGUUUACAGCACACAAUAAAAAUAUCCCAGCACUAAAGCAUGCGUGACGAAAUUGUUUUUCUGCACAUAAUAAAAUUAAACCAGUAUUUUUACACCAUUCAUAGGCUACAUUACAACCCUUAUAGUUGCAGCUCUCACCCUUUUUCAGUUUAUUGUAGCGAUAUUAUUUCGCAAUAUUAUUUGAAAUAUAGUCAUUUUAAUGUAGGCUUUAUUCAGUUUGUGAAGCUGGCACAAAACCUGUAGUCUCUUCACACCCACAAACCGAAAUGUCAUGCUUUAAAUAGCCCUGAAGUCGGGGUUGACUCCAGCACUCGUCGACUCUGUUGCUGUGCCAGAAAUCGCUCACUUGUUCACUGAUUCUCUAAUUUCCAUAGUGCAUGGAAAUUGAGUGCAAUAUAUCAACAAGGAGUGAACAAAAUAUAGCGAAGAAUUCACUGACAUAUUACACACACGGUGCGUCACAGACCUGGAGCUGUUGCAGAAACAACUGCCACAUACUUUUAUCCUAGUAGCUACACCUAGCUUACUUCAGAAAUAAAUAACAGUCAUAGAUAGUCACAUUUGUAAUUAUACCUCCGUGCCAGCUUUGUAGUAAUUAUUAUUAACAAAGAAUAUACAAAACUAAUUCCUGUAAUUGAAAAUUAAAUUACAGGUUACAAAAUCAGGAAAACCUAAGAAUGACAUUGUGAAGGGCUUUGGAGUUUCUGUGGAGAGAGUCCAGACAGGAUUGAUUUGAUUGAAAAAAAAAAAAAAAAAAGGGUCAAAAAAUAUUGGUCCUUAACAUCUUUAUCAAAGUUGCGAUGACCAAAUAAAACACCUUUAUACCUUAUAUCUAAACCACUAGAUGUAUGGAGUUUCUUUUGUGUCUUUUUUUAUUAUGGAUGGCACAAAACAUGGCUUAGCACUUUGCAAAACAUUCGCAUUUCAACGUGCAGGUGUUUAUUUGUCUGAUCUUUGACGCGAUCGCGCGCAGCACUGCAAAGUUGAUUCUGUGCUUACCUGAUCUAAUAUUUUAUGUUAUUUAAAAUGUUGUAGAUUUAAGCAGCAAAUGAGAAUCGCUAAAAUUAAUGCAUAUAUUUUGAGACAAAGGUCUUCUUAACAAUUCUCAGUUUUGUUUAAGAUAAUUAAAGCAACAGUUUUUAAAUAACGAAAGAAUAUGUAAAAAUAUGGUAUUUUGAGUAAAAAGCGUCCCUGCUCUGCUGUUGGGGCUAAAGGCGCACAACGUGAUAAUUAAUAGAUCGCCGACUUCUCCAUUUGUUGACAUGACAUGGUUAGAUUCAGAUGGUAAAUAUCAUUUAUUAUGUUGUUAUAAAUAUAAUAUAUAUUAUGUAUGUGUCCAUAUUAGAGAUAAUCACCAUGUUUAGAAUGAAACCAUCAUAUUUAAAAACAUGAUAUUAAUCAUAUCAUAUAUAAUAAAAUAUAUUUUGUUGUUACUGCUGUAAAUAUAUUUUCAAUUAUUAUUUGAUCUCCUUCAAUACUUUCAGAAUAUUUACUUAUUAAAAUGAUUUUGUUUCUGUAUAUUAAAAUAUAUUUUUUAUAUGAACAUAUUUUAAUGACAAUGUAUUUAUUGAACACAUUUUUUUUUUUUAAAUUAAGCAGAAAACAGUACAAACUUUGCUGAAGUGAUUGUUUUGAACAAGUAUUAACUUAGACAUUAUUAAACAAAACAUUUCAGCUGAAGUAUUUGUAUCAAUACCGUGUGCCUU
This is a messenger RNA of Onychostoma macrolepis, 4926 nucleotides long. It is a transcript of the gene gja5a, whose product is annotated as gap junction protein, alpha 5a. Gene Ontology annotation, biological process: cell communication. Lineage: Eukaryota; Metazoa; Chordata; Actinopteri; Cypriniformes; Cyprinidae. Bases 609 to 1814 code for a protein of 401 amino acids. The record is from RefSeq and is a predicted model, not a curated record. Gene Ontology annotation, cellular component: connexin complex. The transcript is spliced from 2 exons.